Messenger RNA from Linum trigynum, 826 nucleotides. NCBI's taxonomy places the organism in Eukaryota, Viridiplantae, Streptophyta, Magnoliopsida, Malpighiales, Linaceae. The record is from the annotation of a GenBank genome assembly.
CCAAAUCGAAAAACACACAAAACCCAGAUCCCAAUUCCCAAUUUUGUUCCCACCCACGACAAAAACUAUUCAACUUGGAGCACCAUAAAGAAUCAAUCCACCAGAAAAAAGGAGAUCAAUUAAGAUGAGUUCAAGUAGCAGAGCAUGGAUGGCGGCAGUGGCUGUUGGAGCAGUCGAGGCAAUGAAAGACCAAGGCCUCUGCCGAUGGAAUUACGCCAUCAGGUCAAUCCACCAGCACGCCAAGAACAAGAUUAGGCCCUCUUCAAUUUCACAACAUAAACCCAGACAGCUUUCUUCUUCUACUUCUACUUCUACUUCUACUUCGGCUUCGCAAGGCUAUCGGGGUGCCAGGAAAAUGGUUGAGCAAGAGAAAGCGGCGAAAGCAGAGGAGUCUCUUAAGACUGUUAUGUACCUGAGCUGUUGGGGUCCUUACAAUUAGGUUAUAAAUUUACUUUAGCGCUCCAUAGCAAUUAAUGGGAGCGCCAUGUAAUAUCGAGUUGAACUUGUAAAUGAGGAGGUGAUGUAUUGUCUUUGACUUUUUUUUCUUUUUUUCUUUUUCUCCAUAGAUAUCCCAAAAGGACAGCAAGAUACGCUAUAGCACAAUGGACCUUCUCAGGUCAAUCAAUAAAUAGAAGAAAGAAGGGACCAUGGCUCUGUUACCUACGAGCCGUGUAUUGGACCGUGACCAGCGGCCCAAGUCCACAUGUGCUCUCGUAAUGGGCUGCCCACUGCCGCAUGAGACGAUUUGCCCUAAACCAUGUCGUUCUUGUAUUUGCCCUAGUAGUAGCCGAGAUCAUAAUGGUCUAUAUAAAGACUGUAGGCCAUU